ACCCAACUCCCUCUCUCACUCAUUAUUCCGGGAACCGUCGGAGACCACAACGCGGUAGCUCCUGCGGCGGCGCCACCAGCUUCAAGUCGGAGCUCCAUAUCCGAAGGCUGAUAGCAAAGCAAGAGAAGAAGAUCCAAAGCUUACCGGGACCAUGAAUCAUCUCCGGAACCUGAACGGAAUCACCAACCGCCGCAUUCUCUCCAACGCUAGGUGCUUCUCCGGUGCAGCUAAAGAACACUCUUCCCUGAACCGCAAUGAGCUCGCCAAGUUCGCUGCCAUCGCUGAAACCUGGUGGGAUUCUGAAGGCCCGUUUAAACCAUUGCAUGCUAUGAAUCCUACAAGACUUGCUUUCGUCCGGUCUGUGCUAUGUCGGCAUUUUAAGAAGGACCCUUAUAGUGCUAAACCGCUUGAAGGACUUAAAAUUGCUGAUGUAGGUUGUGGAGGUGGAAUUCUUUCUGAGCCCUUAGCUCGAUUGGGAGCUACAGUGACGGGCGUUGAUGCUGUAGAGAAGAAUAUCAAGAUUGCUCGACUUCAUGCUGAUUUGGAUCCAACAACUUCAACUAUUGAGUAUUGUUGCACAACAGCUGAGACACUAGUUGAAGAAGGAAGAAAGUUUGAUGCAGUUAUGGCCUUGGAGGUAAUUGAGCAUGUUGCAGAUCCUGCAGAGUUCUGCAAAUCUUUGUCAGCAUUAACAAUUUCAGAUGGAGCUACUGUCAUAUCGACAAUCAAUCGCUCUAUGAGAGCCUAUGCAACUGCCAUUGUUGCUGCAGAAUACAUCCUCCGCUGGCUUCCUAGAGGCACGCAUGACUGGUCAAGUUUUCUCACUCCAGGGGAACUAGUCCUGAUCCUGCAACGCGCUGGUAUCAAUGUGGAAGAGAUGGCCGGAUUUGUGUAUAACCCCUUGACAGGACAAUGGUCUUUGUCAGAUGAUAUCGGUGUCAAUUUCAUUGCCUUUGGUACCAAAACCAAAAGCACUGAAUGAUUAGGAAAAAUAUAAUACUUACCACUAUAAAUUGUUCAUAGUAAAUUUGUUUUGGCUGCUGAAUAAACAUUUGAAUUAAAAUAGAACGUCUCUUUUCUUUGACUUUA
Molecule: messenger RNA, 1089 nt
Organism: Lotus japonicus
Lineage: Eukaryota; Viridiplantae; Streptophyta; Magnoliopsida; Fabales; Fabaceae
Product: ubiquinone biosynthesis O-methyltransferase, mitochondrial-like
Exons: 9
Coding region: 152-982 (276 amino acids)
Biological process (GO): ubiquinone biosynthetic process
Molecular function (GO): 2-methoxy-6-polyprenyl-1,4-benzoquinol methyltransferase activity
Source: RefSeq, a predicted model, not a curated record